Ictalurus punctatus (channel catfish) is the source of this 1963-nucleotide messenger RNA. RefSeq lists its product as uncharacterized. The transcript is spliced from 5 exons. Bases 787 to 1554 code for a protein of 255 amino acids. The record is from RefSeq and is a predicted model, not a curated record. NCBI's taxonomy places the organism in Eukaryota, Metazoa, Chordata, Actinopteri, Siluriformes, Ictaluridae.
ACACAUACCAACUGCACCAUGAUAGAUCAGGCUGAUCCUUCAAAUCUGACCCACUCGAGAUAUUCAACCCCAAAGACAUGGCUUCUCCAUGCGGGGGUGUCCCGUCCCAUCCACCGCUGGCUAUAUCACGUGACAUCAACAGUAACAAGUGUGUUUUAGAGAGGAUUGAUUAAACCCACUCAUCUUACCAGUCAUUUCCCCCUCAUUACCUCAUCUCGCUCACCUGGGUGGGUUUUGACACUGGUUUUACCUGCCAGACACAUUACUGGAAGUGCGUGUUUACUUCUUCUUUUGGACAUUUUUUAGGAACAACAUUUAGCUCUCACUUCUCAUUUAUUCAUCACUGAGCAAAGCAUAGCAGCACACACACACACACACACACACACACACUCCGACACACACACGAAGCUGCCCGUGUGGAUCACCUGCUGAGCGGUAAAAAUGCUGUACCUGGUGGUGAUUCUGCUCUCUGUGUCAGGUAUGAAAUAAACUGUUCAGUGUUCAGUUCUUAGCGUUUUGCUGGCACCAGGACAUGGACAGAUUCUUUCAUUUUCAUUUGUAAGGAAUAAACCAAUGUGUGUGGUGUUGUAAAGAAAAAAAGCUCUGAUAUUGGAGACUCCUUCAUUAAAAGGAGUUCUCGCUCCCUAUGAUUUGGGUGUGAACUAUCCGGAUAAUCCGAUCUGUGCUGUGAGAGGAUUCAGUGUCUCCAUUCCCUGUACUUAUUAUUAUUAUUAUUAUCCAACAUCAAAUCCCAGUAUUCAGGUGAUACAAAAGCUUUGGUGCUCAAUGAACUCAAACACAGACAUAUGUAUGAACCCCCCGUAUGUUUAUAACAGCUCAUCAAUCACCACAUCAGACUUUGAGUACGCUGGAGACGACAAAUCAAACUGCACUUUGUUAAUCCACAAUGUACAGUUCAGUUAUUCUGGAGAGUACAGAUUCAGAUUUAUAACUGAUCAGACUGGUGGAAGAUGGACAGGUGUACCUGGACCGACUCUACAAGUUGCAGAUUUAAAGGUGUCACUAAUCAGGCUCAGUGGAAUCGGAACCCUUAAACAAGGAGACUCGUUAAAUCUGACGUGUGAUGUGAACUGCACACAAAGUUCCUCACAGUUUGUGUGGUCUAAGAACAACGAGCGCUUAAAUACAUCAGGACCCGUUCUUCACUUUCCUGCUGUAACCGUGAGGGAUUCUGGGAGUUACACCUGCACUUGGAAAACCAACAGGGCGUCAGGAUCUGAAACGAUCAGCCUUCUCGUCGAGGGUGAAAAUCAGUGGACAAUCUGGAUCAUUGUUUUGGUGAUAGCUGGAGUGAUUUUCAUUUCAGUGACUGGAGCUGUGAUUUACAACAGGAGAAACAGGUUUCUGUGUGACUGCAGGUUCCUCCACACUGGGCAGAAGAAGGAGGACGACUCUACUAUCUUCGCUAAUGUACAGCAGCAGAAGAAAGAGUCUAUCUAUGAAAAUGUACAGCAGCAGAAAGAGGACACUUCUAAUAUCUAUGAAAAUGUACAGCAGCAGAAGGACAGUUUUGCUGUCUAUGCCAAUGUGUAGUAACGUAGAGCUGAUCACAGUUUCACACCUCAUUAACCCUAUUCAUGUCUUCUAAAAAUAAAUAAAUAAAUAAAUAAAAUCUAACAAUAUACAGAACACACACUUGCUGUGUAUUGUGUUUGAACUGAAUUUUAUAACGUCAUGAACGAAGUAUGGUUAAGAAGUUUAUGUGCUGCUGAUAUGUAUCUACUAUGUAAGGAAUAAAAUAUUCUGAGGCGUGCUUUUAUAGGAAAAUAAUCAGUGCCAGGGUGGCGUGAUGUUCUCAACGCAAAGCAGAAAUUAAACUCAAUUUAAUCCUAACUCAGUUAUCUGGAAGGUGUAUUGGUGUCUUUUUGGAACGCUUUAAAAUGCUUUACGUGGAAAACAAAAGCUUAACGUUGUUUAAUGUGCAAAAAUAAAAUCAUUGAUU